Messenger RNA from Nicotiana tabacum (common tobacco), 2860 nucleotides. NCBI's taxonomy places the organism in Eukaryota, Viridiplantae, Streptophyta, Magnoliopsida, Solanales, Solanaceae. The record is from RefSeq and is a predicted model, not a curated record.
ACGACUGCUUCUUCCCCAGUUCUCUAAAUGUCAGAAGAGGAAGGACGUGAUGCGUCUUCGUCUCCUAAUGUCAUACUUGCAAAACGGUAUUGAAAAGCCUUGGCAAAGGAUUUCAUCCAUUACUGCCGUAUUUGUUGCAGAGGCUUCUUUUGUACUUUUGGAUCCUUCACAUGACCAUUAUUCAGCAAUAAGUGCAUAUCUGAUGCGUUCUCCAAGUGCAAAUAUGAAGGGUAUACCGUUGUUCCAGAAUUUUUUCUGGAGUAGCUCAACUAAUUUCAUAGCAGAGAGGCUGUGGAUCCUACGUCUGUUGUACUCAGGAUUGAAUGCGAAUGAUGAUACUCAAAUAUAUAUUAGAAAUGCCAUUUUUGAGACCCUUUUGAGCUUUUAUGUUUCUCCUAUUUCUAGUCAUGAAUCAAAGGAGUUGAUUGUUCAGAUAGUGAAGAAGUCUGUUGGAAUACCCAAGAUGGCCAGGUACUUAGUUGAACAAUGUGGCUUGAUCUCAUGGUCAUCCUGUGUCGUUUCAUCUCUCUCUUGGAGUCCGUGCAGAAGUGAUUCAUUUGUUGAGUUGACUGUUAUACUAGAGGCACUCAAUGAAGUAAUUUUGUCGAGACAUACUAUUGAGUGGAUGCAGAAAUAUGCCUUGGAGCAACUUGUGGAACUCUCUUGCAAUCUAUACAAGAUGCUAGUUGAACGUGUUGAAAUAUUUAAAGGAAAGACUCAACUUGUUAAACUGAUUCUACAAAUAGUUACAUCAGCAUUUAAGAUAUCCCAAAAGAGGAAAGUUUAUCAACCGCAUUUCACCAUCUCCAUUGAGAGUUUACUUCAGUUAUGUGAAGUUGUUGAUGAAUGCUGUGAUGGAAGGCAAAGUCCUGUUGCACAGAUUGGACUUGAAGCUGUACUUAUGAGCACCCCUCCAGUAAAUAUUCUGCAAAUGGACAAGGAAAAGGUUUCCAAGUUUGUUAGAUGGGCUACUUUAAUUGCUUUGCAGCCAAAGAUUGAAAAUAUCCACGGGCCGGAAAAUUUUGCUUGCAUUGUGAGACUGCAAGCUGAGAAAGAAACAGAUGAUUCUCUGAUAUCAAAGCUUGUUCGCUGGCUGGCUGCAUCAGUGAUUGUAGGAAAGCUUUCCCUCAGAUUCAGUAAUUCGGACUUGUGUCAUUCCUUUGACAGAUCUAAGCUCAAUAACCUGCUUUCUAUGAUGGAAUGGAAUGAGAAAAGAUGUGAGGAAACCAACAGGGCAUUUGCAUGUGAAGGAACUUUGGCCUUAUCCAUCUUUUUUCUGCAACAGCUACAAUGCACAAACUAUAUAGUACUUCCAUCUGUUGUUUCUGCACUCAGUCUGCUGCUUUUAUCUAGUCUUUCCUCAGCAGAAACAGACAUCUUAGCUGGCGAUGCAGUACAGUUGGCAACCCUCUGCUCAAAGAUUAAUUGCCCUGCUGAAGCUAAUCCUGCCUGGAGAUGGUCAUUUUACCAACCAUGGAAAGAUCAUUCUUCUGAGCUCACUGAUGCAGAAAAAUUGGAAGAAAAUCAGGCUUGCGAAAUGCUUCUUGUUGUAAUUUCAAAGUUGCUAGGAAGAAAUUCUUUAUACUCGCAGUUCUUUUCCUUCCAGGAUUUAGAGAAGUUGUGCGUCUUUGACUGGGAGAGAACUACCACAGCUCUUCCUGAGGUCCAUCUCCAUGGUUCACCAAGUUCAAUGAUGGGCCUGUGAGCCAGCAGAUUUCAACAAAUCCGAAUUUUAACCUGACACCCUAUGGUGUUGAGAAUUACAGUGGUCUCAAUCUCCAUUCAAAUUCCUAUGGCUUUGAGAUUAUCUCAGCAACCAUGGGUAUUUAACGAGAUCCUCUUCACAAAAGACGUGCGACUGGUGACAAGAAAAAAGCUUGGAGGAAGAAGCGCAAGUAUGAACUUGGCCUCAAGUAACAAGACAGUCAAACGAGUUUGUGUGCAUGGUGGCAAAAUGAAGUGGAGGGCACUGAGCUUGGAUUCUGGAGUACUUGAGAGCACAAGGUUGUUGCCACUGAGCUUGGAACGAAGCUGCAAAUAUCGCUGGAGUUUGGGCUUAAAAGUGCUCAUCAGGUUUUUGAAAUUGAUCCAAAUAAUAAGAACACAGGGAAUUGGGUGAAGGACGUAUUAGUCGAGACCAAAAACAAAGAUGAGGAAAAUCCUGAAAUUAUCGAGCACCAGCUGUUUGAUGAAUUGCCUCAACAGAACAAGACAGAAUGGCUGGUUAAGCUUCAGGCAACAAACAAGAAGGAAGGGAUAAUGGUGGAUGCGAGAAAAUUUAUCAGCCUAUUACAGCCAAUGUUACCAAAGAACUUUCUUUUGCUGUUAUGCAGUACCCCGUUUCAUUUUCUGAUCUUGCGGACUCCAAUUUCAUAGGAGGUUCAGUGGAGGAAUUGGUUGGAAAUGACAAUGAGAAUUGCGACAGUGAAGAUAGUUCGAGAAUUGAUCAAUGGGUAAUGUACUCUCUGUUGCGUUGUCUUUUGAGUUUUUCCCUUAACACUUUACUCUGUUUAAGUUGGUGGUGGGGUCAAAGAACUGAAGUGCGUAGUUGCCAGGUUGGGCAAAAUAGAUGAGUUUAUGGUUGGUGGGGAACCUGAUCACAUUGGGGGACUUCCCAAAGGAUUUUGGUCAGAUAAGGAAUUGAAGUCUAUUGUGGUAAGCAGUAAAGCGAUGGCUGACAUAAGGGGUGUUGACGAGAGAACAAAUGUGGGAAGGAGGUUGUCUACGUGUCUCCUGGAGGUAUGCAAAACUUCCAGUCAUUGCCUGUGUUUACUUCUCCAGUGGUACAACAAAGUGAAACCAUUACAAACACCUUGAAGUACCUAUUAUCUCUUUUAGAAUUUGAUAACCUUUCUGUUUU